GAAUUCGUCUUUUCAUUUCUUUUUUUUUGCCUAAAACAUUCUCUUGAAAGAGAAAAUCAUUUUUUUUUGAAAAUUAAAAUCAAAAUUACAUAAACACGUGUAAUUCUAGUCGUUUUCUAGUUUAUUGUUCACUUAAGUGUGAAAAUUAGUUAAGAUUAGACAGACCGGUUAAAUGAUUCUAUCUUCAUUAAAAAGAAAGAGAGAGACAUGUUUUGUUUUUCUUGAGUGAACGACUGAUAGGCUCCAAAGGUCGCUCGAUAAACGAAGAUAGAACAAAUGUGGCGUACUGCGCGUGUGUGCCUUUGGAGGGAAAGGAAAAGGUUGUGUACCUGAUAGUAUAAUAAAGUGGUACCCCCAUUGAUGAGACUCAAAUCUUAAUUUCAAAAAAAAAAAAAUCCAAUAUUUUUUGAAUCAAAAAUAAAAAAAGAGGGUGAUUUUUUUUUUACCAUGCAACCGGUUGGACAUAGUGUGCCGUCGUCACCCUCGAUUGGAAAGACGAUAUCAUUCGUGCGAAUCUAUCAAGGUCCAUUGCCAAAAAUAGAUUGUCUAUCCUCCUCUUUGAAACUCGCGAGACUAACUGGAAUAAUUUUGUGAUUUUUUUUUAUAUGUGAUUAAAUUGAAAGCUAACUGGAAGUGAUAGUGUUUUUUGGUGAUGGUAUAUAGUGGGUCAGAAACUGUUGAGAGAUUUUCUAAAGGCGCCCGGGUGCGCUAAUAUAUAUAUAUAUAUAUAUAUAUAUAUACAUAUGUGUGUCUGUGUAUGUAUAUGUGUGUAAAAACGACAUACUCUCUUGUGUUACUUUUGUGUGGACCUUGAAAGAUGGGCGUACUCCUAAUGGCGGAAGGCAUCCACCCUCGCAUGGAAUUGAACCCGGUCAAAUUGUCUUCAGACAGCACUCAUGUGACCGGUGUGAGUAACAAUAACAAUAUCAUCAACAGCAAUAGCGGUAGCAAUAACAUCAUCAAGAUCGAUGUAAACGAUUCAUCGUCCAUGCCAAUCACGUCAUCGCAAAUGAUUGACAACGUCGAUGGAAAAGAUGACCCGGCACGUUGGAUGCCACCACCACCAAAGAAAAAGUGGAUCCGGCAUUACCUGCUUGAAGAAGAGCCGCUGGAAAACGGCAGAACCAAUGGAAAUCAUUCAACGGGUUUACGUGGAAGUCCUGUGAUCUCAAAUUCCCGUGUGACACCACCAUCGGCUAAUUCCGGCCACUUAACUGCCUUGCACUCCUCACAUCAUCAGUCUCAUCACCAUUAUCAACAAAAUAAUCAUGACAGUAUGUCCAAUCAUAUGGACAAUCACAAUUCAAAUCAUACACAUCCACCAAGUUCCCUUUAUGUGGACAUUGAAACAAGUCACGAUAGCAAGAAAAGUCGAAAUGGACCAUGCGUGAUUCGUUCGGGAACAAGAGAAGUGCACAAUAAAUUGGAGAAAAAUAGAAGAGCACAUCUUAAAGAAUGUUUUGAGAUGUUAAAAAAGCAACUUCCUUCACAAGAUGAAAAAAAGUCAUCGAACCUUUCCAUUCUUCACGCUGCGAUCAGACACAUACAGGCUUUAAGAAAAAAGGAACGAGAUUAUGAGCACGAGAUGGAAAAGUUGGCGAGAGAGAAAAUUGCAGCUCAACAAAGGCUGGUAGCUUUGAAAAAAGAUCUUGCAGCUACAUGGGAUCAUAUCGAUUUCAGCACCUUAUUACCAGAACAAAAUUCUGUAGUCGAUACUGUUGUUUCAAAAAAUGUUUCAGAAAGUAUGGACGUAGACGUGACUGGUCUCGCUCGAGGCGGAACGAGGUACAGUAGUACAAGUAGUUUGAGUAGUGCAGCAACUGCCAGCUCACCCCAAACACUUCAAACGACGAGCUCAACUUCCAACAUUCAUAAUCAAGUAGCCACUGCUGCGGUCGUAUGUCAAACACAAGGUCUAAACCUUGCUCAAGGUUCCAGAGAAAGUCCACCAGCCAGCUCCAGCCCUGGAGCAUCAACGCCUAAUAUCCCUACCACUAUUCAGGAGAAAGUGACUACUUCACCAACAAUUGUACAUCAAUCACAGCAAUCGUUUCAGCAACAAUCACCACCACAACAACAACAACAACCCCAACAGUUGCAUUUACCAAUUAGUGCGCAAAUGUUAAGCACCAGCCAAGGAUUGGCAACAAUUGUGCCUACACUUCAGCAUCUAGGCUCAAAUUUAAGAGUAAUACCAGGCGAUACAAGGCAAUUAUUGGUGACUCAUACAACUGGCAAUAAUGAGUCGCGGCCUCUUAUCGCCGUUCAGUCAAAUACUGGAAAUGAGCCAAGGCCUAUGGCUUUGGUCGUUCACUCGUCCACGGCAAACGAUAGCAGAGGGAAUAAUGAGACGCGGCCACUUAUUGCCGUGCAGUCAAAUUCUGGAAGUGAGCCAAGACCGGUGGCUUUGGUCGUUCACUCGUCCACGGCAAACGACAACCGAGUGACGUUUGUGCAUUCUAAUUUGUCCAACAACGACAGGCCGUUGGCCCUUGCUGUUCAGUCCUCAUCCAAUGACGUAAGGCCCGUCACGUUUGUUCACUCGGGUAACGAUACUAGACCACUGGUUCUUGCAACACAUUCUCCAGCACUCAGCGCAUCAACUGCUCAGACAAGGUUAAGGACAGGCGACGCUCAAACGACACAUAAAAUGGUUGGUGGAGUAACACUCGUGGGUGGCAAUGGAUCCGAGUUGACCAGAUUGCCUGGAGGAGCAGAACUGAAUAUUCUUCCAGCAAAUGGUGUGUUCCGUUCCCUCAAGGCUCAUCAACCCCUCGCUAUACAAGGAGGAUUGGCCUUGAGCCAUGCGGGAGUUUCACUUCAAUCAACCACGGGGAAGGGGAAUUCAACAACAGCGGCAGUGGUGCAAAAUGCUCCGUCCACAGAGGGUAUUGCUCACAUUGUUGGCCAGCAUACACCUCUAUCAGGUUUAACGCCAAUUGUCACGCCAAUGGCCGUUGUUUCCCAGGGUAAUCAAGUGACAGCUCACAUAUUGGCGCCAUCGAGUCUUGCUGGAAAAAUGAUAACAACGCCAAUUCUCAAAUCCGUGGGACCUCUUGUCAACGCUCAGUAUCUUAAUACCACCGCCCUCGUUAAACCCGUUGUAGUUGUAAGUUCACCAUCAAAUUCAAUGACGUCGGCAACGACGACAUCUUUUACACAGCCGCCGCCUUCUUCUUCUUCCUCGCACUCAUCGAGCGUCUGACAAAAUUUCAUCAAAUCAAGAACCAUUGUUUGAAAUAAGGCCAACAAAUCGCAUCAACAUUGGAUGUAAAUGCCUUCUUCAUCAUCAUCAUCAUCAUCAUCAAUGUGAUUGUGAGUUUGUUCUCUGUCUGCAAUUUUUCUGAUGAUGAUCGUGAUUCACAUCGAGAUAAAGUUAUUAAGAAUACCAAGGAUUCUGUUUAUUCAGCGUCUGGGGUGCGCGUACAUUUUUCGAGAAUCAUCAAUCUUUUAGAAUUAAAUCAAAUUUGCGAAUGCUCAAAAGAAGAAUGUACUUUUCAAUGAAAGUACAUUGAUAAAAUGAAAAGUAUUAAUGAUAAUUUCGUGAAAUAUUCAUUUAAGAGUGUUCAACGCUGAAAUUCUUUGGCAUUUAAUUAUCGCCCUAUAAAAACGGCACUGAACGUGAAAAUGAUGAACAUUGAUUUUUAGAAGAAUUGUUAUCUUAUAAAUUUCCCAAAUCUGAAAGAUUUUUCGAAUUCAUGUAAAAACGCGAUUGCAAAAUUGGAAAUAGGAAAGUAAUAAUAAUAACAGCUGCGACUUUGUGCUUCCUGCAUGCUUCUGCCAUCUAACGGCAGCAGGACAUAAUGAAGCUGUCAUUAUUAUUACUUUCUUAUUUCCAAUUUUGCUAUCGCGUUUUUGCAUGGAUUCAAAAAAUCUUCUGGAUUUAGGAAAUUUAUAUGAUAAGAAUUCUUAGUACGUUGGUCGAUUUUAUAAAAAGUGUCCGUGUUUCAAGAAAAAAGUGUUUUAAAAUCAAUGUUUAUCAUUUUCACGUUCAGUGGCGUUUUUAUAGAACGAUAAUUAAAGGUUCCCCCUUUGCCAAAGAAUUUUAGAGACCGUUGAACAAUCUUAAGAAGGGUGGAAGCCCUAACGUAACCUCAAAACUAUAAUUUCAAACAAUUUUUGAAGAUCUAGUUAUACACUUUUUGGAAAAAAAUUAUGUAGAAUCAUAAUGUUUUUUUAAAUAAUAAUUUUUUCAAUUUUUUUACUUUUCUUUCAGAGCUAUAAAAGUUGUUAUUUUAGUCUGUUCUAAAAGAAAAAAGUCAAAAUGUUAAAAAAAUUAUUAUUUAAUAAAAGCUAGAAUCAUUAUAAUUUUUUCCAAAAAGUGUAUAACUAGAUCUUCUAAAAUUGUUAGAAAUUAAAGUUUAUUUAAAAUUUUGUUUACGUUAAAAACCAUUUUUCAGUUUUGAGGUUGUUAGUGCCUCCAUCCUCCUUAAAAAUCAAUUUUGAUUUGGAAGCAUUUUUUCGAAUUUUAUACUCUCUAAAUUUUUAUCAGUAAGAUUUCAAUGAUAAAAUAGUUUAAAUUUAGCAACCGAAUCACUUCAUUGAUAUUUUAGCUAAAAUUCAGUUUCAUUUCACUAAAAAUCAGAUAAAUUUUUACUGAUGCAGAUUUAAUUGUUCCAAUCAGUAAAUAAUUUAAGUCAUUUUUAGUGAAAUAUGACUGUAUUUCAGUGUAAAUCUUACUAAAGUGAUUUAGUUGCUAAAUUCCCACUAUUUCAUUAGUAAAAUCUCACUGAUUCAAAUUUAAAGAGUAAAAACAAAAAAGAAAUUAAUUUUUUUUUAUAUUUGAUGGAAAUUAUAUUUUUUUAAUUUAACAUCUUCAGAAGUAAAAUAUUCUUAAAAAGGUUUUUUUUUCUUGUAAGCAAAUAUGGGAAUUAGAUUUUCAAAGUAGUGAUAAAUGAGAAAUUUCGUUUCUCCCCCGUUCAUGUUAAAUUAUAUUCACACAUUUUCAGUUGCGACGUGCUUUUUAAAUAAGUUAUAGCGCGUCGUUGAUAAUUAUUAUUAAGACAAAACCUAUAUCCCGAAACCUCGUUCUCUCUCUGGGGAGAUUCUGGCAAACAAAAACCGACGAUGCAAAACGGC
This is a messenger RNA of Leptopilina boulardi, 5079 nucleotides long. Its product is annotated as max-binding protein MNT-like. Gene Ontology annotation, biological process: regulation of transcription by RNA polymerase II. The transcript is spliced from 8 exons. Gene Ontology annotation, molecular function: RNA polymerase II cis-regulatory region sequence-specific DNA binding; protein dimerization activity; DNA-binding transcription factor activity, RNA polymerase II-specific. Lineage: Eukaryota; Metazoa; Arthropoda; Insecta; Hymenoptera; Figitidae. The coding region runs from base 818 to 3205 and encodes 795 amino acids. The record is from RefSeq and is a predicted model, not a curated record.